AUGCGAGCAGCGGCUCCAGGGGGGCUCCGCUCCCCGCCGGGGGCUCUGCUGGUAGCUGGCUACUUUGUGCGAGUGCUGCUGCUGCUCCCAGCCCGGGCCUCCCCGGCAGCAGACCCCCCUCGCCUCGGGCAGCAUCCGCCCCAGUGCAAAGACUUGCCCGCGAGCCGCCCGGUGCACGGAGAUCCCCCUCCUCUCGGGGCCGGGCACGAGGUCUCGGUGGCCCUUGCCGCUGGCUCGCGGUUUCCUUCUCCCGAGGAGUCACCCCGCGGCCGGGCUCCCCGCCUCCCGAGCGGCGGAUGGUGCAGCCAGACGGCAGCCCAGGUUGUUACAGAUAAGCAGCGGAUUCAAAAAAAGAGAGACUGCUUCGGUAUGACAGCUGUAGAAUUACUGGGAACAGGAUUAAAGGGAACAAAUGAAGACCAUGAUCUGCUUUUGACUUCCGCAGCACCAGAUGUUCAUGGGAUCCAUUCACUGUUUGCCUUGAUCCCCUCAUGGACAAAGAAGAUUUUGUUCAAACGAGAGUCUACCAUUAGCCAGCAGCUGCCGGAAGAUGUGCCAAGAAUUUCAGUGUCUUCUGGGUAUGGGAUAACUCUUCAGAAAUGUGCAGUGGUGGCUACUCAACAUGAUCUCCAAACUGCAUAUGUAAGACUUCUGAUAAAUAAUACCAACACACCAUCUGCAUCCAAUGUCACAGAUCUCAUUCUGCUGGACAAUAUUACUGGCCUCCAUGUUCAAGGAACCAGUGGUAAUAAGACUACAGAUGGGUUCCAGAUAUAUAGGAGAGGAUUCCUGCAAGUUGGAGAAUACUACUCAAUCAACUACAUUGCAUUUCUUGAUGCAAAAGAAACCUGGGAUGGCAGAACCUUGACACUGCCUGCUAAAUUGACCUUCAACAGUUCAUCACUGAACAAAACACAGCAUAGUUUGACUGCAUCAUUCACCAUAACAGGAGAGGAAAAGACUAAGAUUUUGUACAGCCAUGGCAUCCAUGCUUCAGGAUUCUUCGUUGCUUUUGUUAUUUCUCUUGUAUUAACAUGCGUUGCGUUUUUUGCUGUUUACCAAACUAGAAGAUUAAAAUGGAGUUUCCUUAAUAAAAACCAGGAGAUACGAUAUGAUCUUACUCUAGAUCACAAACUGGAGUAUUCACAGUUUAAUUCAGGAGAUCCGUUUAAUGAAGAUAUCAUUAUGAAUGACCAAAUCAUUGAGAUACUGGCCUUUGAAGACUCCAAGAACAUGCUUCAAGCUUUAGAAGACUUGAAGGUAGCAAACCUGACUCGUGCAGAUGCUGAUCUGGAAGCAUAUCGAAUGCAGAUGUGUAAAGAGGUGAUUGCCAUGUUGAUGAAGAACAUGGUUUUCAGACACAAUCUCUCUCCUAAUGUGGAGAAAAGGAUGGGUUCAAUUCUCAAAAAGCAGUUUUUUGCAAUGGAGAAUGAAGUUCGGGAGGAGUAUACAAGGAAGAUGGUGGCUUUAACCGCCGAAUGUAAUCUAGAGACUAGGAAGGAAAUGGAGGUUCAGCACCAACGAGAGAGAGCUGCAAAUGAUGAGGCUGAAGAAUUAAUCAAGCGAUUGAAUGAGAAGGUAAAUCAGUCUGCUAUAGAAUACAGGUGUCUUCUGGAAAAAAUUCACAAACUUGAGCAGAACCACAUGAAGAGGUUCCUUUUGGUGAGGCAGGAGGAGUACUUUGCAAAAGCUUAUCGACAGCUGGCUAUUUUCCAGAGAACAGAGCUCCAUAAUGUCUUUUUUACUCAGAUAAAAAAUGCCAUUUUCAAGGGAGAACUGAAGUUAGAAGCAGCCAAAGCACUAGUGCAGGAUUACUCUAAAAUACAGGAGGACAUUGAAGAGCUAAUGGAUUUUUUGCAGGCUAAUAAGAAGUAUCAUCUGAGUAAAAGAUUUGCGUACAGAGAGUACCUAAUAAAUAAUAUACAUUUAUGGGAUUCCCAAGCCUCUUCUCUCUUGAACACAGCAGCAAGCCAGAUAACAAGUCUCAUUAAUAAGACGGAAAGAGCUGGUCAUUUGUCUGAAAAUCAUUUGGGAACACUUCUAGACCAAGCUCAGGCAGAAGUUCAUUCUGUUAAACAGAAGUUGGAUCAUAAUUUAAAACAGGAAAAGCAAAGGCUUCACCAGAAACUCGUUACUAAGAGAAGACGAGAAAUGUUGCAAAAGCAGAAAGAACAAAGAAAGGAGCAGAUGUCGAUAGGAGACACUUUCAAAACCACUAAAGAGGUUAGCCACUACUUGAGCCACUGGCAGAAGCUUCUGACUGAUCAUGCUGUUGAAUUUGAAGAGCUUAUUGAAAAGCUUGAUAAUGAUGCCAGCGAAGAAAUAAAAGUGCUUAGAUUUACUUUGACAGAGAAAGCUAUUGAUGAACUUAAACGCAUUCAGUAUGGAGUAAUCACUCAAGAACUGUUAAAACUGAGUGUGCCAAAGCCAUUCCUGCAACAAAUUGUUGAGGAGCAUAAAAAGGAAAUUGCUAUUCAGACUGAACAGCUUGAAAAAGAAGAACAUGACAAAAAUAUGGCCACUCGAGAAUGGCUUGAGAAUACCAGGCAAAAACUGAGCCAAGAGCUGGAACACAGAAUUGCAGAACAAAAAAAAUUAAGGAGUUGGGAACAGUUAGUGUUCAAGAGACUUUUAAGUCUGCCUCUUUCAUUAUCUGAAGAGGAAUUGCUUAGAAUGAGACAAGAGUUCCAUUGCUGCUAUUCUCAGAUGGACAAUAACUUAGCUUUGCCCAAGAUUCGGAGAAGAGCUUUGCUUCAGGCGUAUCAGUCGGCGUGGAGGGAAGUGGAGCUGCUGAAAGUGGAUCAGAACUCAGCAGUAUCCGACAAACAGUCCAAGAUCAAAAAACAACGAUACAAGAAUAGAAAUAAGAUAGAUGUUCUGAAAAAAUCUUUGGAGGAUAAAAUUCGCAUCUAUGACGAACCGAUUACAGAUGAAAAUUUGAACAAGGUCCAUAAUGAGUUGCUGCUUGAAAAGGAGCAUCAGUUGCAUUCUCGGGAGAAUAAACUUGGAGAGUCCAUUGCUGCUUUACAGUUCCAAAAGACUGAUAAGAAGUCCAAAACAUUGGAGAUUUACACCGCUAUCAUAAGUGUACAAGCUUUGCUUCUGGAAGAAUUGAGCACAUCAAAAAUACUAUCAGAAUCAGAGUGUACCCACAUUUUAGAGGCACAUAAUCCUGAGAUUGAAGAACUUGACAGAAAGUUGGAAUAUGAAAUGUUACAUAAGGAGACAGCUCAGCAGCAGCACCUGUUGAAUAAGCAGAGAUGUACUCCAGAUGGAUUGGGACUUUCAGAUGAAGUUGUGGAAAUUAAUGCAGAGAGACAGGUGUCUGCUCUGCUGUGUCAGGCAUUGAAUAGGUGUAAGCAAUUGGUAAAUCUGCAUCGGCAAAGCUUACAAGAAGAGCAAUGGAAUGAUGUGGUGCUUGAAGAUCUUCUGGAGAAUAUAGAAAUGGAUACAUUUUUGGCACUUUACAGCCAGGAGCUCCGAUUGGCAGCUUAUUUAACCAAACUGACAAUGGUACCGGUGGGGAUGUUGCACAGACUGCUGAACUUACUGCUGCCUUCGAGUUCACAGAUUGAGCUUCUUUCUGUUCUGGAUUCAAUCAGUGACAAAUAUUCAGACAGUGUUAUUGAAAGUGACAUAAAUGUGGAGGAAGCUGACAGCUGUAGAAAGAGGAAGCACCAAGGGUCAUGGCAAGUGUUAGAGAGCAAAGUAAGGCAGGAUCUGAUAAGCAAAGGCUUGGAGAAGAUGCAUUCUGCAAACAGGAGUAAAGAAAGCCUGCUAAAGAAGAAGCAACUUGCACUCAUGGAAAGAACAUCGUUCUCUCCUCUCGGAUGUUUGUCUAGACACCCUCCUGUGGAACCUUCUGGCCAGCCUGAUUCAUUGAACACUGCUGCUGCAGAAGCCAUUGAGCUAUUAGACACAGGGGAGAAGAUAUUUCUGUUCCGUGAUCAAAGGGAUCCCAUACUUGCUUUGCAUAGUUCUCCAAGAAAAAAGAAAAAGAACUUCCUAAAUUCCAAGAAGGCUGCACUGGCAAACAUGGGCUAAUGAGGGAGAUAGCCAUUCAGUGCAUCAAUUAGUGAGAGGAAGUUUAUUUCCAAAUAAGGAUCAUGAAAAAGGAGAAAAUCAUCUGAGUCAUUGUUAAAAAACAAUUUUUGUAUAAGUUGCAAUAGUUUGAUUUUUGCAUUGUAAAUAGUUUUUAUUCUUACAACUGGAUUUUGCACUCGUCACCCAGCAGUGCACAAUCUAUAUCUAUUAACUAUUGUUUUAGUGCACACAGGAGCAGUAAGUGAAUUUGUGUCAUACUCUGUGAUAUACAUUACAUAACUGAGGGCAGGAUGUAGUGCUCAAAUAAUUCAUUGUAUGAGUUUUGUACUCUCAGCGUAUGCGCAGUGUGCCUAGCCAUUUGAUAGCAUCGUCUUCAGCCAGGUGAAGAGCUGGUAGCUAGCCGUCAGCGGGCACUUGUCAAGGAUAUGCAACAUAGUCUGAAGUUGUCCGCAUCUACAUUGUGGGCCAUUAGAGAAACCCCAUUUGAAGAGAUUGGCCACACAAUUGCCCUGUUUGAAACUGGUUCAGGGAAGCCCACACAUGCUUUGGCAGGUCAGAUGGUUGGGGCAGUGAUGAGAAAAUGAUUAAUGACUAUCACCACUGACCACUCAUUACGCUAAGCAGAUUCCACCAUCAUGUCCUGUGGUGGUAUAAGUGACCAUAAAGAGUAUCUAGAAGACAGGUGAAGUUAGCAGGUGGUUGAAGAGGUCUGAGUACAGAGGCAAGUCACAUUUCUCACGGAUCUUGGCCAGGAGCAUGAUGGAGACCCCCUCGUGGCGAAUAUGGGGCGGAGCUAUGUUACUAAGUAUUGGCUGCCAUGGCAACAGAGUUGCACAUAACAUCCCAGUAACCGUGCAUAGCUUUGUUAAGCUCUACAUCAACCAGCCUCGUGUGAGAUGAGCAACAGCAGACAGGAGCACAGUACUCAGCUGUUGAAUACUGAUUUGACUGUUUGCUAUAUUUUUAUUAUUGUUUAUAUGUGAUGGUAACUUAUAUGAAAUCAACCCCUGAUUAAUUAUUGCAGGAUACAGUACUAAAUAGAGAUAAGGAUAAGGAAAAACUGUAUACCAGAUAACUGUGGUAAUUAUUAAUAAAUAAUUUGUUA
This is a messenger RNA of Chrysemys picta bellii (western painted turtle), 5149 nucleotides long. RefSeq names its product EvC ciliary complex subunit 2 (gene EVC2). Gene Ontology annotation, biological process: smoothened signaling pathway. Lineage: Eukaryota; Metazoa; Chordata; Testudines; Emydidae. Gene Ontology annotation, cellular component: plasma membrane protein complex; ciliary membrane. The record is from RefSeq and is a predicted model, not a curated record.